GCUCGCUACCCGGUAUGGACGAGAACCUCUCCGCCACCGACCUGCCGCACAAAUCGUACUGCCCGUCCAAGUCCACCCUGUACGUGUCCAUGCUUCCGUAUGCGUACACGAACAACGAUGUCGCCCAGCUGUUCACUGGGUAUGGGAAGAUUGCUCGGGUGACGCUUUUGCGCCACAAGGACACUCGCGCGAGUCGCGGCGUGGCCUUUGUGCAGUUUUCGCAGCCUGAAGACUGCGAGAAAGCAUGCAAAGCCAUGCAAGGUGCCAAGGUGGAGUUAAUGACGUUAAGUUGCUCCAUCUCCAACGACAACGGCCGGUCAGGCGACUUUAUCAAGAAACGCAAGUACUCAUCCAAGAAAGUGUGCUUCGAGUGCACCGAGGCGGGCCAUUACUCGUACGACUGUCCCCGCAACAUGCUGGGGGCUCGCGAAAAGCCCAAGCCCAAGAAGAGCUCCAAGCGACGGACCAAGUUUGAGCACGGAGAAGCCGCCGACUACUUCGACCACACACAGGACGACCACAGUGACAUUGGCAAUGUGGGAGUAGCCGCCCUCGCCUACCAAUCCAAGCCAGUUCACGGCGGCAGCCACCAUCCCACUGAUAGCAGCGCCCCCCCGCGCCGCCAGGUGAAGAAGGACCCGUACUUUAGUGACGAAGACGAGUCCCGUUAGGCGGAGGAUAGCUCGUAUACUAUUUAACGUGAAGAAGACAUUAAUAAUAAAUGCCAUAGUUUAGUCGAGUCCA
Messenger RNA from Aphanomyces astaci, 744 nucleotides. RefSeq lists its product as hypothetical. Gene Ontology annotation, biological process: mRNA splicing, via spliceosome. Gene Ontology annotation, cellular component: U12-type spliceosomal complex. The record is from RefSeq and is a predicted model, not a curated record. The transcript has 2 exons. The coding region runs from base 15 to 671 and encodes 218 amino acids. Gene Ontology annotation, molecular function: RNA binding; zinc ion binding. NCBI's taxonomy places the organism in Eukaryota, Oomycota, Saprolegniomycetes, Saprolegniales, Verrucalvaceae.